AUCGAAUUUUGUUUUGGUUCAACAACAACCAGCAACUGAAAUCCACAGCAACACUAAAUCUAAAAAAAUUCAAAAUACAAAAUUACUAGUAAAUAGACAAAAAAUUACAAGCAAUGGCCGAACUGACUGAGGAGCAGAUUGCAGAGUUCAAGGAGGCCUUCGCCCUGUUCGACAAGGAUGGCAGUGGCUCCAUCACCACCCGCGAAUUGGGCAUCCUGAUGCGCUCCCUGGGCCAAAACCCCACCGAGGCCGAGCUUCAGGAUCUGGUGAACGAGGUCGACAUCGAUGGCAAUGGCGAGAUCGAUUUCAACGAGUUCUGCCAGAUGAUGGGCAAGCAGAUGCGGGACACUGACACGGAGGAGGAGAUGCGCGAGGCCUUCAAGAUCUUUGACCGCGACCUUGACGGCUUCAUAUCGCCGGCAGAGCUCCGUUUUGUGAUGAUCAAUCUGGGUGAGAAGGUCAGCGACGAGGAGAUUGAUGAGAUGAUACGCGAGGCCGACUUCGAUGGAGAUGGCCUGAUAAACUACGAGGAGUUCCUUAAAUCCACAGCAAUACUAAAUUAAAAAUACAAAAAAUCACAAACAAUGGCCGAACUGACUGAGGAGCAGAUUGCAGAGUUCAAGGAGGCUUUCGCCCUGUUUGACAAGGAUGGCACUGGGUCCAUCACCACCCGCGAAUUGGGCAUCCUGAUGCGCUCCCUGGGCCAAAACCCCACCGAGGCCGAGCUUCAGGAUCUGGUGAACGAGGUCGACAUCGAUGGCAACGGCGAGAUCGACUUCAACGAGUUCUGCCAGAUGAUGAACAAGCAGAAACGGGAAUCUGACACGGAGGAGGAGAUGCGAGAGGCUUUCCAGAUCUUUGACCGCGACCAUGACGGCUUCAUAUCGCCGGCAGAGCUCCGUUUCGCGAUGAUCAAUCUGGGUGAGAAGGUCACUGAGGAGGAGAUCGACGAUAUGGUACGCGAGGCUGACUUCGAUGGGGACGGCCUGAUAAACUACGAGGAGUUUGUUUGGAUGAUCAACCAGAAGUAGGCACCCUGAAACAAAGUACAGACACACACCGAACAUUUCGAAACAUUAAAGCAUUUCCUGUGGAUUGAGGCAAAACUCUUGAAA
Messenger RNA from Drosophila miranda, 1115 nucleotides. RefSeq names its product calmodulin-like protein 12. NCBI's taxonomy places the organism in Eukaryota, Metazoa, Arthropoda, Insecta, Diptera, Drosophilidae. Gene Ontology annotation, molecular function: calcium ion binding; enzyme regulator activity. The record is from RefSeq and is a predicted model, not a curated record. The transcript is spliced from 2 exons.